AUGGAAAAUGAAGAACGUACUGGCGCUCAAGUGCUGAUUCUCGUUCCAAAUGAGACUCUUGGCGUCAUUCGCGCAAAGUUGGCUCCAGCUUUCGAUGGAACUUUGACGGGGAAAGCGUUGGUUCAACGAAUACGGGAGCUGGAACGCGAGACCCGUGCACUCGGCCAGCGUACCGACGAGAACCAGCGAACCCUGAAUGGCCUUCAACAACAGAUGGAGAAUCACGAGCUGCAACUACGCCGAACCUGCGGACGUGUCUUCGAGAUGGUCAAGGAAAUCGAAAACAUGCAGCGCCAUCAAGCCUUGCCUCGUUCGGAAGCGGUCCAGGUUAGCCGGGUUGUGCAAGCUCGUGUACAGAAUGAAGCCCCAAAAGUCGUUCGAGAAGACCAACAUCAAACUCGUCCGGGUGCCUCGGUGGAGCCGUUCAACGUGCAAGUCCCCUCCAAGCAACUGCCCGCUGAGGAAGUCAAGAAGCACAUCAGCGAUCGAAACGUUGAUGCUGAUCAGCAGUACAAUUCCCAUCUUGUCGUAUGCGCGCGCUCGGAUGACAGUUGCUCGACUUCAUCCUCUUCGACGAUUCCAUCUCCACCGGUGCCCUCGCGUGAACCUGCUCCGAGCCCUAGCCCUCCCAAAGAUCCUCAUCCGUCGAAUGCUGCGCCUCCUAUUCCGCCUCCACCAUCCGUGCAUGACGUAGCCCUGCCAAUGACUUCGGCCAAGGCUUCCUUAACGGUCCAAAUGGGCUCUGUGCAUAUGCCAAACGGAGUAGCUCCUGGCGUCGUUGAGGCAUUGCUGCAGCAAUCAUGCUCGUCAACUUCUUUCACAACGCCUUCGGGUGAUCCAAUGGAGGAGGCCCGUCGACUACGCCAAAGCAAAGUGGAUAUGGUCUCUUUGCGACCGCACUCGCAGCAAGCUGCUAAGAGAAGGUGCCUGGCUGCCUCAGAAUCCACUUUGUCCGAAUCUGAGGGUGUGCCCGGGGUUAAUCGCUACGAGGAAUCCGCUAUCUCUGUCACGCAGACCGAGAUAGCGCCUGUCGAUCUGGCUUCGUGUCCGCCGAUCGAAGAGGAAGACACUGUGUGUGAAGUCUCCAACGAAACUGAAGAUGAGCCGAAAAGUGAUGCGGAGGAAGCGGACGACGAAGAUGAAGAGAAAACGCCCAAGCUGAAGGUCGUUCGUCUUCCGGCAAAGGCUGGACGCAGCAUUCUGCGACGGCGCGACAUGGUCAAGGCGAAGCGACCCGUCACGUUCGAUCCUUUCGUCUACGAAGUGGGGGGCGGGUUACGUCUACUCGCGGAGGAUGGGGAAGAGAAGAAUUGGUGGUGG
Molecule: messenger RNA, 1320 nt
Organism: Mesorhabditis spiculigera
Lineage: Eukaryota; Metazoa; Nematoda; Chromadorea; Rhabditida; Rhabditidae
Source: the annotation of a GenBank genome assembly